This is a messenger RNA of Dinoponera quadriceps, 2896 nucleotides long. It is a transcript of the gene nompB, whose product is annotated as intraflagellar transport protein 88 homolog. Gene Ontology annotation, molecular function: kinesin binding. Lineage: Eukaryota; Metazoa; Arthropoda; Insecta; Hymenoptera; Formicidae. The transcript is spliced from 16 exons. Gene Ontology annotation, cellular component: centriole; ciliary base; non-motile cilium. Bases 494 to 2896 code for a protein of 800 amino acids. Gene Ontology annotation, biological process: intraciliary transport; non-motile cilium assembly. The record is from RefSeq and is a predicted model, not a curated record.
AAUACUCUGAAAAAAUAUUAAUGAAUAAAAUAUAUCAACAAGUGGAAUUCGCUGUGUAUUUAUUGUUGCUGAGAGGUCGACUGAACAGGCUUGGCGGAUCGAUUAUUACUGUUUUAAAGUAUAAUUCCAACCAGCCUUCACCGUUUGUACCGACAAAUCGAGUAGUAUGACUCAACGACAGGUCAAGCGCUUUUUAUUUUCAAAUUUUACGACUCAGUAGAGAUGCGAUAAAUUCUUUUUAUUGACGGGGAAAAUUCCUCUGACCUGACGAUGAAUUAUAUUAAUGAAAAAUAAGGAGUCAAACACACAACAAAAACUGAAAUAAUAAUAUCGAGAAGAUAAUCGAUCCUUUAGCAGAAUGAAAGGAAUCGCAAAUAUCGAUUCACUUACGUCAUCUUUACUUGUCACUGUUAGACGUAAUCAAAACUUUCAUUUUUUCGUUACAUUAUAAUUUAAAAUACUCUAGAAAGAGAGAAACAGAAUAUAGAAGACCAUGGCUCCAAUAGGAAUAGAGGAUGAUAUUUAUGCUGGAUAUAAUGAUUAUCCGUCGGUGUAUAAUAUCAAGGAACUCGAGGAGGAUGAGCUUUUUCAGGAGGUUGUUAAGACAAGCUAUGCGAAAAGAUCAAUAUUUACUCCAAAAACACCGGGUAGCGCGAUGCGAUUUGGGACCGCAAGCAAAUUCCAGAGAGGCGGUACUACUACAUCUAUGCAGCCUAUGACUGCUGGGCUUAGGCCUAUGACGGCAGUCAGAAGUGCUGGGUAUACUAGCAGUAGCAGACAAGCUUUUGAUCCUCUUAAUAUGAGUAGCAGUGCUAAAGUUCCUGCACCACCAUUGGAAACUAAUAAAGAAGACACGCCAGAAGAAAAAAUAAAAGCAACAGAAAGGAAGAUCAUGAAUCUGAUAGAAAGCUCUGCCGUGUCAGCUUCAGAAAACAACAUGAGGAUUGCUUUAGAACGCGCGCGUGAAGCUUCCUCGAGAGAAAGAGCUCUUAUACGAUUACAGGAACAGGCUGGUCUCAGUGAUAAUCAUAACAUAGAUUUGACGUUUGCUGUGUUAUUUAACUUAGCGAUUCAAUAUACGAACAAUGAAAUGUAUACAGAGGCUGUAGCAACUUAUCAGGCCAUAACAAGGAACAGAAUGUUUAGCAAUAGUGCCAGGCUCAAAGUUAACAUGGGUAAUAUUUACGUGAAAAUGGGACAACUAUCUCAGGCUAUUAAAAUGUAUAGGAUGGCAUUCGAUCAAGCCCCAACAGUCCAUAAAGAUCUAAGAAUAAAAAUAAUGCAUAACAUGGCGAUGUUAUUCGUACAAAUGGGUCGAUUAGAAGAAGCAGCUAACAGUUUUGAAUGGGUGAUGAGAGAAAGAUCGGAAUUUAAAGCGGGUUUGCAUGCCGUUUUAUGUCAUUUCGCGUUAUCUCAUCGUGAUAAGAUGAAAAGAGCUUUUUUUGAAUUGCUAGAGGUACAACUUAACGUAGAUCAAGAAGACAAAUACAGUAUAAAUCCCGAUGACGCUGCAUCUAAUAUAUUGAAUGAAGUUAUAAAAAAUGACGAAUUGUCAAAGCUAGAAAAGGAAAUGAAGCUGGAAGCUGAGAAGACUAUACUCUGUGCAGCGAAACUUAUAGCACCUGUUAUUGAAGAUACACUUACAGCUGGAUUUGCUUGGUGUGUUGAUGCCAUAAAAUCCUCGACGUACAGUUUCUUAGCUGCUGAUUUAGAAAUAAACAAAGCCAUGGUAUUUUUGCUUAAUCGAGACACUCAACUGGCUAUAGAUACAUUAAAAAUAUUUGAAAAUCGCGACACUAAAGCUAACAGUGCAGCAGCAACUAUGCUUUCAUUCAUUUACUAUUUGCAAGGAGAUUACGAUCAAGCUGAGAAAUAUGGUGAAGCAGCUCGUAAUGCCGAUGCUUAUAAUGCGGCAGCAUAUGUUAAUUUAUCCGCUUGUGCGAUUAAAAAAGAUGAAUUUAAUAUUGCUAGGGAGUUGCUAUUAUGCGCGUUAGAAACAGAUGCUAGUCAUGUACAGGCUUUGUACAAUUUAGGUUUAGUUUACAAAAAACAGAACAUGUACGAAGAAGCUUUAGAGUGCUUUUGGAAAGUUCGUAACAUUGUUAGACAUGAUCCUGAAACGUUAUAUCAGAUCGGUCAUUUAUAUCAGCUGAUGAAUGAUGCCGACCAAGCGUCCGAAUGGUAUAAUCAGUUGUUAGGUAUAAUAUCAUCUGAUCCUGGAGUUUUGCAAAAGUUAGGAGAAAUGUAUGAUUCAAUGGGAGAUAAGCAGCAGGCAUUUCAAUUUUAUAGCGACUCUCACAGAUAUUUUCCUGCUAAUUUUGAAGUGAUAGAUUGGUUGGGAUCUUAUUUCAUAUCGAUGCAGCUUGCUGAAAAGGCCUUAACGUAUUUCGAAAAAGCAGUAGAACUUGCACCAGAUGAACCCAGAUGGAGAUUACUGGUUGCCGCGUGCUUAAGACGCACUGGUCAAUUUCAUAAAGCUCUCACGGAGUAUCAAGAUAUUCACAAUAGAUUUCCAGAUAACAUAGAAUGCCUGAAAUUUUUAGUUAGGCUAUGUAGUGACCUGGGUUUGAAAGAAGCACAGACGUAUGCAGCUGAAUUGAAGAAAGCUGAGAAAGCUAAAGAAUUAAAAGAUAGACAAGGGUCAGCAAGGCCAGGCACGACAGGAUCUAGAAAAAGUAACAGCGGGACAUCAUCGCGGGCUGGUUCAGGAUUGAGUGUAAUGUCAGAUCGCAGGCCAAGUCCAGAUCGACGAGCAAUUACAGAUCGGAAUGAUUAUCAAGGUUCGAAUUACAUAGAUCCUAUAGGACCUCUCCCGACACGUCCAAUGACAGCGGCUGGAAAACGGGACGACGAUUUUGGUGACGAGGAACUUGGAGAUGAUCUCCUGCCCGAAUAA